CGGUCUGAAAAAAUGCAGCCGCCCACCCUCCCCUCUUAACAAAAAGGAAAAACAAAAACAAAAAGAAAAAGAAAAUCACCAUUUUCUACCGGACGGCUGUCCCUUGUCGUUCGCUGUUGUCCCCCGGCUGCUCCGCCGUCCUUUGGGGUUGAAAUUCUUAAAUAAAUUUUUGUUGUCAAAUUGUUAUUGCCUACUAGAAGACUCAGGCUUGAUCCUCCUAACAAGUUCUACUUUACUUAAAUAUAAAGAAAACAAAAGAAAAUGGGCGGUGGAGGAGCUCAGGCGUUCAAGAGAAUCCCUCUCAUUAAAAUUCCUCAAAGACACCUCAAAUCUUCUGGUUCUUGAUUCACCAUCAACGUUGAAGAUCUGAUUUUCGUCUGGCAUUCUAUCACCAGUCAUGGAGUUUAUACCCAAUGGCCAUAACAGUAUUAAUCACUCUCCACAUCAUGAAGCACCAUCUUCUUUUCCUUCAAGUUUCACUAAAUUUAAUUCUGCACUCACUGCAGGUCUUUUAAACCCAAUGUCACCACCACCUGAUAAAACCCGAUCCAGUCCUACCCUUUUUGAAAUGAUGGCCAGUGAACCAGAAAUGCAACAACCCAGAAACAACCAAAUCAAUCAAAUCAACAAUGUUAAUAUGGUGCAAAAUAGGUCACUUAAUAAUAACACCCAAGUGUCUGUUCAAGAUAAACAGAGUUUAAUUAUGCAGAGGAUAAGUGAUAUAUUGGGCAAUAAGAGUCCUGGCAAUCAGUUUAAUGAUUCUUUAACUAGUGAUGUGAAACUUACGUUGAGUUCUAAAGAUGGGAUUACUGUUUCAAUGAAUGUGCAUAGACAGAUCUUGGUUGCUCAUAGUAGGUUUUUUGCUGUGAAAUUGUCCGAUCGUUGGGCUAAGCAACAGCAGCAGAGAUCUUCUUUGUUGCCUUAUGUUGUGGAGAUUGCUGAUUGUGAUGAUGUUGAGGUUUAUAUUGAGACUUUAAGGUUAAUGUAUUGUAAAGAUCUGAGAAGAAAGCUUAUGAAGGAGGAUGUUUGUAAGGUUCUUGGAAUUUUAAAGGUUUCUGCGGCAAUUGGGUUUGAUGCUGGGGUUUUAUCUUGUUUGGAGUACCUAGAAGCUGCUCCAUGGGCUGAGGAUGAAGAAGAGAAGGUAGCGUCAUUGUUAUCAGAGCUACGCCUUGAAGGAGUUGGAGCUGGAGAGGUUCUUAAGAGGAUUUCAGUUGAAGUUACUAAUGGAACCGAAGAGAGCAGUGAUAAUGAUGAAGUGCUUCUCAAGCUUUUGCAUGUAGUUCUUGAAGGCAAAGAUGAGAAAGCUAGGCGUGAGAUGAAAGGAUUGGUGUCGAAGAUGCUUCGUGAGAAUUCUUCUCAAAAUGAACUAAGGAAAGAGUCAUUGUACUCAGCUUGUGAUGGAUGCUUGCAAUUGCUUCAUUACCAUUUUAUCCGCGCAGCAGGAGGAGAUCAGGAGGAUAUAGGACAGAUUGCACGGCAAGCGGAUAAUCUGCAUUGGAUUUUGGAUAUUUUGAUUGAUAGACAGAUUGCUGAAGAUUUUCUCAAAACAUGGGCAUCUCAGUCUGAGUUGUCCAAUGCACAUUCUAAAAUUCCUGCUCUUCAUAGGUAUGAGAUUAGCAGAGUUACAGCAAGGCUGUUUGUAGGGAUUGGAAAGGGGCAGCUGUUAGCUUCAAAGGAAGUAAGGUGGUUGCUUUUGCAGACAUGGUUGGUGCCAUUUUAUGAUGAUUUUGGAUGGAUGAGGAGGGCAUCGAAAGGCCUCGAUCGGCAUUUAAUCGAGGACGGUCUUAGUAACACAAUUCUAACUCUACCUCUGGCUUGGCAGCAAGAGAUUUUACUGGCUUGGUUUAAUCGAUUCCUCAACUCUGGUGAAGACUGUCCAAAUAUACAAAGAGGAUUUGAAAUUUGGUGGAGAAGGGCUUUCUGGAGACGCAGCGGUGAACAGGAGAGGACAAGGCCAUUGAGAAUCAUGACUGCAACCAUCGAAAACUCGUGAGAAGCUAAAAGUUUCACAGUGCCGAGAAUGGUUCUCUGAUGGUCAGUAUGCUUUUAUGCUACGAUGAGUUUGAUCCUGACCACAUCAGCAAUUGCUGUUUUAUCUUCUUCCUUUCUAAACCAGGGCGACAACUCAUGAGGCAAGUAUUAGAAUUGCAUAGAGGUGGAUUAUGUUUGUGGUGUACUGAAAACCAGUCAGGUUUAGCUUGGAAGAAGAUAUGAAGUACAUUUGACGCCUGUGAUAUUUAAAAAUUUAUUUAUUUGUUAAGACAAUACUGGAAAUUUGACCCCAAAACCUUUUUCUCUUUGAACUCCAA
Ricinus communis (castor bean) is the source of this 2309-nucleotide messenger RNA. Its product is annotated as BTB/POZ domain-containing protein At1g63850. NCBI's taxonomy places the organism in Eukaryota, Viridiplantae, Streptophyta, Magnoliopsida, Malpighiales, Euphorbiaceae. Gene Ontology annotation, molecular function: protein binding. Bases 398 to 1993 code for a protein of 531 amino acids. The transcript has 4 exons. The record is from RefSeq and is a predicted model, not a curated record.